This is a messenger RNA of Elephantulus edwardii (Cape elephant shrew), 2053 nucleotides long. RefSeq names its product N(alpha)-acetyltransferase 30, NatC catalytic subunit (gene NAA30). The transcript has 5 exons. The record is from RefSeq and is a predicted model, not a curated record. Gene Ontology annotation, molecular function: protein-N-terminal amino-acid acetyltransferase activity. NCBI's taxonomy places the organism in Eukaryota, Metazoa, Chordata, Mammalia, Macroscelidea, Macroscelididae. Gene Ontology annotation, cellular component: NatC complex. The coding region runs from base 103 to 1182 and encodes 359 amino acids. Gene Ontology annotation, biological process: N-terminal peptidyl-methionine acetylation.
GUGAGCCUUGGCGGCUUUGGAGGCGGCCGCGGUGGUGAAGGAGCCGGCGGCGGCGGCGGCCGAGGAGGAAGCGGAGAGGUGGCGGCUGGGACCGGUGCGGGGAUGGCGGAGGUACCGCCUGGGCCUAGCAGCCUCCUCCCACCGCCAGCACCUCCGGCCCCGGCAGUGGCAGAGCUCCGCUGUCCCUUCCCCGUGGGGGCCGCCCCCGCCUGCUGUAGCGAGGACGAGGAGGACGACGAGGAGCACGAAGGCGGCGGCGGCAGGAGACCGGCGGGCGGCGAGGCGGCGGCGGCCAAGGGACAUCCGUGCCGUCGCUGCCCUCAGCCGCCCCAGGAGCAGCAGCAGCUCAAUGGAUUGAUCAGCCCCGAACUGCGGCACCAUCGGUCGGCCGCCUCCCUCAAGAGCAAGGUUCUGAGCGUGGCCGAGGCGGCGGCGACUACGAUCACCCCCGACGGGGACCCCAGAGCGACUGCAACAAAAGGAGCCGGGCUCCACUCGGCCGAGAGCCCCCCUCACUCCCUCCCCAAUAAUGGUAGAACUGCGCUCCCCAGCCCGGCAGAGGCAGCGACGGCGAGCGGUCCCGCGGCGGCCCGCAAUGGACUGGCCGAGGGCGCCGAGCCGGAGGAAGAGGAAGACGAGCAGGUGCAGCUGCUGUCUUCGACCCUGCCUGCCAGCUGCAGCUUAAGGAGCCCCUCGGGCAGGGAAGUUGAGCCUGGGGAGGAUCGGACGAUACGCUAUGUCCGAUACGAAUCCGAGCUCCAAAUGCCUGAUAUCAUGAGACUGAUCACCAAAGAUCUGUCUGAACCCUACUCCAUUUAUACCUAUAGAUAUUUUAUCCACAACUGGCCACAGCUGUGCUUCUUGGCAAUGGUAGGGGAGGAGUGUGUAGGUGCCAUCGUUUGCAAGUUGGAUAUGCACAAAAAGAUGUUCCGCAGAGGUUAUAUAGCCAUGUUAGCUGUGGAUUCCAAAUACAGGAGAAAUGGCAUUGGUACUAACUUGGUUAAGAAAGCUAUAUAUGCCAUGGUUGAAGGAGACUGUGAUGAGGUCGUUUUGGAAACAGAAAUAACAAAUAAAUCAGCUUUGAAACUUUAUGAAAAUCUUGGUUUUGUUCGAGAUAAGAGGCUGUUCAGAUACUAUUUAAAUGGAGUUGAUGCACUGCGACUUAAACUGUGGCUGCGCUGAGAAACUGACAUCGAGGAACAACUGUCCAACCACACAGUGUCGGCCUUUGCAUGCAAUGCAAUUUGUACAAAAUUGCUUUGCAGGUGGAUUUAGUGAUUUCCAUGCAGCUCUUACCUGUCAGUGUCUAAUUGAGUGUCGCACAAUAUUUGUUGCACUUUUGGCAUGGCGCAUUUGUUCGAAUUAAAAGAGAUUGUUUCAAACUUCCAGAGUUCUUUUGGUACCAACAAGAUGUGCCAGUUGAUAGCCAAGAUUUGUUUGUUUCUUUGCAAAAUCUGCUGACAAUGUUAUUUACACAGUGAUGAUCACAAAACCAGUUAAGUGGAACAUGACUUUUGUUCCUGAAAGAAGCCAAUGUAGAGUGUUAAGAAAAAAAACAAAACAACUUACAUAUACUGCUAUUUCACAUGAAACCUGCCAUACUUUUUGGAAAGUAGAGGGGGGAAACUUCAAUUUAGGUUUUAUUUUUUUUAAUAUUAAAUUUUCCAUCUUGCAUAUUGGUACCUCAGUGAUUAGUGAAUGGGGGGGAAAUUAUUGUAAGAUGGGGUGUGUCUUACAAUGAGUAAAGAUGAUUAAAUUGCGUUUACCAGUGCCUGUGUAGAUAAGAAUAUUUCUCCUCAUCUCUAGUUUUUGAAUGCAUGCUAUUUUUUCCUUUCCUUUAAGGCCUUUGCAAGCAAACUUCUGUUUUUAUUUGAAUUCUAAAUUUGGUAAUAAAUUAUUUCAGAUUUUUAUAAUUUGGAUACUUUUUCAGGUCAGAGACAGUGAUAUACUUUAGAAGUCUCUUCCUUUCUUUACUGUCAGAAGUUGAAUUAAUUUGGUCAUUCUUCAAGGAAUGGCUCAAAGGCAUUGAGAAAAUUGAUGGAGCCAGGAGUUG